This is a messenger RNA of Neohortaea acidophila, 597 nucleotides long. RefSeq lists its product as uncharacterized. Gene Ontology annotation, biological process: nuclear-transcribed mRNA poly(A) tail shortening; regulation of DNA-templated transcription. Gene Ontology annotation, cellular component: P-body; CCR4-NOT core complex. NCBI's taxonomy places the organism in Eukaryota, Fungi, Ascomycota, Dothideomycetes, Mycosphaerellales, Teratosphaeriaceae. The record is from RefSeq and is a predicted model, not a curated record. The coding region runs from base 1 to 597 and encodes 198 amino acids. The transcript has 3 exons.
AUGGGCCAUGAUUUGACCUCUCUAGGACUUGAUCUCGACUCUCCUGAACCCCUCUACCCUACAUUCACUCCCUUUCAAGCGGUAGGCAGCUCAGGAUCCUCCCUCGACUUUCACGACCGCCACAUCAUCCCCGACUUUACCCUCCCCAGCGCCUACACCGUCACCAACGUCCCGCCACUCACCAGUCGAAUGGGUACAUUCAACGACGAAACGCUCUUCACCAUCUUCUACCAACACCCCCGCGACGUCCUGCAAGAACUGGCCGCGCACGAGCUCAUCAACCGCGACUGGCGCUGGCACAAAGUCCUGCACCAAUGGCUGCAAAAAGACACGCGCGACUCCCCCACCACCGCCUCCCCGCUCAUGCUCCGCGGCGUCUACAUUUUCUUCGACGCGAUGAACUGGCGGCGCGAGAGGCGCUUGCUCGAGCUCGAUUAUGAGAGUUUGGAUCCGCCUAGGGUUGUGGGGGGUGCCGGGGGUGCGGGGCCGUCGGCGCUGGGGUUGGGCAGUGCGCAGCAGUUGCAGAUUGGUGGUGGAGGGCAGCAGAGCGGAGGUGGGGUAAGUGGCGGCGGCUCGAGUCAGAUUCUCCCGUCGUAG